AUGGCUAUAAAGAUUGAGAUUGUUUCAAGAGAAAUCAUCAAACCAUCUUCUUCAACUCCUCAAAACCUCAGAAAUUUCAAGCUUUCCUUUUUAGACCAGACUGCUCCAGCAGCCUAUGUGCCAUUGCUGCUUUUCUACCUUCCAGAAAAUGAUAGUGAUUCCCAUGUGGUAGAGGCUGCCGAAAGAUCUCAACAUCUGAAAACAUCUUUAUCAAAAUUGCUGGCUGAGUUUUACCCUCUUGCAGGCAUAAUCAAAGACCAAACAACCGUUGAAUGCAAUGAUAAUGGAGCUGAAUAUAUCCAAGGUCGAGUCGAUGGAACUUUAGCAGACAUUCUUAAACGGCCUGAUGGUUCGAUUUUAAGAACUUUCCUUCCAACUGAGAUAGAAUCCACGGAUGCUGAAACCGGGCGUAUAGUGUUUGUUCAAGCUAGCUUUUUCGAAUGCGGUGGAAUGGUUCUUGGUUUGUGCUUUUCGCAUAAAAUUACAGACGGAACCACGCUAAGCACAGUUGUAAAGAGCUGGUCUUCUAUAGCUCUUUCAGGGUCUAAAGAUUCAGUGAAAUUUCCUGAGUUCAAUGCAGCAUCAUCAAGUUUUCAUCCAUUAGAUUCAUACAUUCCUCCAAGUAUGAAGGUGACUCGAGACGAGUCUGUAAUUACAAAGAGGUAUGUGAUUGAAUCAUCAAAGAUUGCUCAACUCAAGGCAAAAGCUGCCAGUCCAAUUGUGCUGCAACCGACCCGGUUUGAAGCCGUUUCCGCGCUAAUCUGGAAAUGUCUUGACAAUGUUUCAAGAUCAACCAAGGGGUUUCCAAGGCUAUCUGUGAUGAGCAUCUAUGUCAAUUUACGUAAAAUGACUGUACCUUCUCUCCCAGAAAACGCUAUCGGGAACGUGGUGGGGGUGUUCUUUCCUUCUCAUUCAACUGAGAAGGAGAUAGACUUGCAAGAUUUGGUUACCAAACUGAGCAAGGAAUUAAAAGAAUUUCGCAAAAAUGCUAUGGAAACUAUAAAUGAAAAGAAAAGGGCAUGGAUGAGCAUGUGUGGGAUUGAAAACUUCGGAGUAAGAGAUGAUAUAGACCAUUUUAUGUGCACGAGUUGGUGUAGAUUUGGGUUUUAUGAAGCUGAUUUUGGGUGGGGAAAACCAGCAUGGGCUACUGUGCCAAAUCUGAUGAUUCCAAAUUUUGUUGUGCUGAUGGAUACAAAAGAUGGUGAAGGAGUAGAAGCAUUUGUGACACUGAACAAAGAAGAGAUGGCCUUAUUUGAACUUGAGAAAGAAUUGCUUGAAUUUGCUGCUGUUAAUCCCAGUGUACUGAACUAAAGAGAUGGAUUGUG
Pistacia vera is the source of this 1325-nucleotide messenger RNA. RefSeq names its product BAHD acyltransferase At5g47980-like. The transcript has a single exon. NCBI's taxonomy places the organism in Eukaryota, Viridiplantae, Streptophyta, Magnoliopsida, Sapindales, Anacardiaceae. The record is from RefSeq and is a predicted model, not a curated record. Bases 1 to 1311 code for a protein of 436 amino acids.